AUGGCCGUUCGACGACUCCGGUACCGUGAUAUGUGCAUGUACCGUGCAUCUGCUAUCCAUACACACGGCCUCUUUCUUGAGGGAGGGCACGUCUGGCGGCGGGAGUGGAGCGGGGGGAGGGAUAUCUUCGAGAGACUGGGUUUGCGAUAA
Histoplasma mississippiense is the source of this 150-nucleotide messenger RNA. RefSeq lists its product with no specific name. The transcript has a single exon. The coding region runs from base 1 to 150 and encodes 49 amino acids. The record is from RefSeq and is a predicted model, not a curated record. Lineage: Eukaryota; Fungi; Ascomycota; Eurotiomycetes; Onygenales; Ajellomycetaceae.